UUUUUUAUCAUAUCUAAAGUGAGACGUACCAUAAGAAAAUUGUAUAAAACCCGAGUAGCACGCCCUUAGUUUUCGAUCGUGGUUACUAUAAGUGCUCCACGGGUGUAUGAUGUGCCCCGUCUAUGUUCUCCUCGUGUGGACGUGGGGUUUUUGUCCCAAAGCUGAACCGGUCUUGUUAGUUGGCUUAUCUGAAGAUUCAGAUUCUCAACUGUCCUGUGUGAAUGUGGUGGUGUUAAUGAAUAUACGCAAUGAUGGACUGACGUCCCGUCCAGGUAGUAGCUCCUUUUGCACGUCACACACCGGAGAAAAAGUAGUUCAGUGCUUUUCAGAAGGGUAGAGAGCUGGUACCUGUAUGGCGAUUUCUUGCACCGUUUUUUGCUGUGAAUGUCGUCUUUUAGGCAUUGGCCGUGUUUUACCGUGUCAAAUUUAAAGAAGAUGCACCGCAUUUCACUGCUGAAUUGGACGAGUAAUAAAACGAGAGUGACACAAUUAAUAUAAGGUCGACCGAAGAGUUACAUUUUUUACAUUUUUUUAUGUGGUUUGUUUCUCUGUUUCAGAUAACAAAAUGGAUUUUCUGACAUUAUUUGCAAUUUAUGGCAUAGUCGUUCUGGGCUGCAUUUUGCUAAUGUGCACAUAUACCAGCCAGGUGGAGACAUCACUUGGAAGGCUGGGUAACUUUUCCACCAAGGUCUCUUCCCUUUUUCUGCCAGAAUGGCUGCAGACAACACUACGUGGUGCGUUCCAUCGUCUUUUCCACCAGCAAAACCGUUUGUUUGUUGCCCUACACUUCAUGCUGGAGGCAGCUGUGUAUGGGGAGUUUACUUUUGAAGUUUUUGGUUACUGCAGAGAAAUGGGAUUUGGAAUUAACGGCCUCCUGUGGCCUUAUUGGCUGUUUGCGGUGAAGACCUAUUUCUUCUAUAGAUGCAGCACCAAAGAUCCUGGCACUAUCAAAAGGUCCAAUCAUGGCCAACUUCUUCAAGUGUAUCCAUAUGAUGGAUUAAUGUUCCGGGAAGCCACAUCCUGCCCCACAUGUGAAUUUGUGAAGCCAGCUCGUUCAAAGCACUGCUGGAUCUGCAACAGAUGUGUUCAUCGUUUUGAUCACCACUGUGUCUGGGUGAACAACUGCAUUGGUGCUCUCAAUCUUAAAUACUUCCUUGCUUACUUGGUCACGCUGACGGCUGCAGUAGCAAGUGUUACUUUGUUGACAGGUGGGCUACUCUUGCAGGCGGUGCUUAGUUCAGAUCUCAUCAAUGCAACCUACAUUGACAACAGCGGACUGACACAUCCAGUUGGGCUUCUCUUCAUCAUUCAGCAUCUGUUCCUGACAUUCCCUCGAAUUGUCUUCAUGCUGGGUUUUCUGAUCUUCCUCUUCCUGUUGCUGGUGGGAUACACAUUUUUCCACUUCUACCUGUCUCUUAGUAACAAGACCUCCAAUGAGUGGUACAAGCUGAGAAGUUUAGUAUUGUGCCAUCACCUUCAUAACUCGCAAGGGAACAUUUACUUUAAGGGACUUGUGGCCAAUCUGAAAGAGAUCUUUCAACCUGUCAACACUUCUGAGAAGAAAAGCAACUGAUGGUGAUGCCUAAAAUAAGCUGAGGUGGGGGUCUGUCACAGUCAGUGCUAUUAUGGAAUAUUUUUAUGCAACAGUUGCUGUUUUUAUUGUCCAUUGAAUACAGCUCAGCUGGUAGAACAUCUUGAGUUACAGGCCGUAUGGCAGACUUUUCCUAGGUGUUGAUGUGUGUGUUCUGUGUGGUAUAGGCGCCAACAUGACUUGGACAUUCCCCUUUCAGCAAGGAGCCCGAGUUGCAGUUUUUCCAAAGAAAGCUGUAAAAACAUGAGAACAAUCAGUACACUUAUUUAUCAAUCAUGGUAAGGGAAUGGGGAGAAAAGAUGUUUUGAUAGACCAAAAUAUAUAAAUAUAUUUAUAUAAAAGAAGUCUCUGAUUUAUUAACACACUCUGUUCAAGGCAAUGCAAUUCAAAGCUAUGGCAGUCAUUAUUCCUUUCAGGAAUCCAUUCUGUACACUUGUAAACAGUGGCAUGGUCAGUCCCUCCAUACCUUCACUCAGAUUAGCCAAAGCUACUGCAGCUGACGCACAUCCUAAGGAAGGGUCCAUCCUGCUAGCUCAGGGGCCGUGUGCUUCAUAUUGGCGCUGCUCGAGUUUCUUAUCCAAGGCACUUUGAUCCAGUCGACUGUCGACCAGUAGAGAUCAUUAUCUGCUAUGUCAGCCACAUUCGGGCAUGAUGUGGAUGUAAA
Messenger RNA from Erpetoichthys calabaricus (reedfish), 2255 nucleotides. RefSeq names its product zinc finger DHHC-type palmitoyltransferase 4 (gene zdhhc4). Gene Ontology annotation, biological process: peptidyl-L-cysteine S-palmitoylation; protein targeting to membrane. The record is from RefSeq and is a predicted model, not a curated record. NCBI's taxonomy places the organism in Eukaryota, Metazoa, Chordata, Cladistia, Polypteriformes, Polypteridae. Gene Ontology annotation, cellular component: Golgi apparatus; endoplasmic reticulum. Gene Ontology annotation, molecular function: protein-cysteine S-palmitoyltransferase activity. The transcript is spliced from 6 exons. Bases 566 to 1573 code for a protein of 335 amino acids.